AUGAGGUCAUUAGGAGAGCGCCUCAAUCUGCUCAGAAAGCUCAUCAACAUAAAAUGCGGCCCCGGCGCUGCGAUCCUCCCCCCGGAGGUGACUAGAAUACAUAUGGACUUUGCGUCCAAGAUAAACGGUGGCCACAUGGGAGCCAGGAAGUUCUGGCGCGAAUACCUCCCGCGGCUCAAGUACCACAACCCGGCGAUCCCCAUGAUUGUCAACCGCCACGAUCAAAACUCCUCCGCUCCGACCAUGUCCAUCUACCUACGCAACAACAGCGCCACCUCCCCUUCCGCAGACUCCCCGGCCGCCGAGGCCCACGCCCAGCCAGCCUCCUCCCGCAACAACCUGUCCAAGGCGCAGCCCCCCGCCUCCGAUGAGCGCGUCGUCCACAUCGACAUGAAGGACAAGCACUCGACCGACAUCCUCGAGUACUUCGUCGCGGAGACCCGCGCAAAGGGUUUGCAGCCUACCGCAGAGGAGAUCGCCGAGAUGCAAUCUUUGGAGGCGCUCAAGAAGGAGGCCGCCGUCGACCGCGAGCGGGUACGGCAGUUGCGCGCCGAGAAGAAGAAGGAGGAAGACAUGCUCAAGCGAGCCAGGGCUGCGGGAGGCAUGGCCGAACAAGAGGCGUCAUGA
Messenger RNA from Purpureocillium lilacinum, 627 nucleotides. Its product is annotated as mitochondrial 54S ribosomal protein mL61. The record is from RefSeq and is a predicted model, not a curated record. NCBI's taxonomy places the organism in Eukaryota, Fungi, Ascomycota, Sordariomycetes, Hypocreales, Ophiocordycipitaceae. Gene Ontology annotation, cellular component: mitochondrion. Gene Ontology annotation, molecular function: structural constituent of ribosome.